UUGAUAACGCGAUUUAGUAUUGUGAUUUCCCCGACGGAGGCUCGUCUCAGUUUGUUUCGGUUAUGAAAAUUAUUUUUUAAAUUAAACAGUGAUACUUUACAUAUCAAAGUCAGUUACGAAGUUGUUUCUCUCAUGCAUCCAUGAAUAUUGUUUGCUAUUUACAUUCGUGAAACUGCGGAAAUAUGCUAUCCAACCCAUAAAAUAGGUAGACUUUGCAAAAGAACAGAAAUUAUAAUGGAUCACAAUUAUGCGGCAAUGAAACGAGACUUUAUCCCUGUAUUUUUUGACUUGGAAAGAACUGGUCACUACGAUUGGGAUGAGAUAUUACGGAUUGGAGCUAUCCAUAAGGACAACAUUUUCUGCAGAUACAUACUACCGACGACUGAGAUCCCACCAUAUGUCUCAGAAUUGACAAGAUUCACUAAAAAUGGCGAACAACUGCUCCAUCGUGGUGAGGUCAAAGAGACGACAACUCUGAAGGAGGCGCUAGAGAAUUUGCUGGAGUAUCUGGAACAAUUCAACAAGCCAGUUAUCAUGAUCGGGCACAAUUGUUUCACUUUCGAUUGUCGUUUUAUUCUCAGGGGCUUGAGGCAGUACGGUCUUUUGAGUCAAUUUACUAGGAUAGUUCAGGGUUUCACCGACUCAUUACCUCUGUUAAAAAAGUAUCUACCUGGUAAACCCUCGUACUAUCUCAAGCUACUAGCCGUCGAUAUCCUAGGUCCAAACUUGGAUUUUGUGACGCAUGUGACUGAUAAUGAUGCUAUCAUUCUCGUUUCCAUUUUCCGAAAAGAGAAAAUAAAACGCAUUCAGAUCUUCGAAUUUGCCCGUUCUGUUAAAGAUGUGCUGAAAAAAGAGGAUGGUCGUAUAAUUGCAAAGAAAAAUCUGCUGGUUCGGAAAGCUUUACAGCUGCUCAUCACCACUGGCUCUAAGCUGACAAAAAUGGUUGAAGAAGGACAAAACAUCGAGAGUUUGAAGGAAUUUCUAGAAGCAGAAGCUCCGGAGGGUCCAUUACUGGACACGGUUUCUACUUCCCCAAAAUUUUAAGAGAUAGCCAUUCUCAUGUCUUGCAAAUUAAAAGAAUUUUAACGGAAAUCUAUAAUUUUCAGUUUUGCGUUUUCUGCUUUCAUUUUUUCAGGCAGUCAUGACUCUUCCAAGUUUACUCUAUUAUUUCAAACCUUAUAGACUUUUGUUACUCUUGCAUCGUUUCUGCGUAAAUUAAUUCUACGAGCAACGCGCAGGUAUACCAAGCUACUUAGCUGAGAGCUUCAGUUGCAUUCUUAUUUAUUGUGCUUGCUUUUAUUAAUGCGGUCGUUUCUGUUCACUUUAUUUCCCUAAGGAUUAUAAUCACUCCCAUCAAAAAUAGCCAAAGCCACUCUGUCAACCCCAUGCUGAUCGAUCUCCGGACGCAGUAGAGGCUAACGAAACAUGUUACCCGGUAUAUCGUCCCAUUCGGAUAGUACGGUAGAAAAUCAAAAUUUUCAAAUUAUGGUGAAAGGAUUUCGGCCAAAUUAUCAGCCCCCAGCCAGACAUGCGUUAACUAAUACUCACGCCCGUAAAAUGUUAGGUGAAAAUAAAGAAGUCAUCAGAGAACAAGUAAUACGUAGCUUGAACUUAGUUCAAAUUAUUGCAAAAUUAUUUUACACAGUCUCAUAUUAUUGUUAUGGCCAAAAUUUUGGCUGCUGGAUGCAAGACUUCAGAUUAUUUUUGAACCGUCAAAAGCAAUUUACUUCAUCCAAAAAAUUAAGGAAAGAAUCGUCGUGUGUGAAUGAAGUUGUUUGCAAAAAUAAAAACUUAUUGCCGUUCUGUAUGGAA
This is a messenger RNA of Bemisia tabaci, 1812 nucleotides long. The record is from RefSeq and is a predicted model, not a curated record. NCBI's taxonomy places the organism in Eukaryota, Metazoa, Arthropoda, Insecta, Hemiptera, Aleyrodidae.